Drosophila rhopaloa is the source of this 1570-nucleotide messenger RNA. RefSeq lists its product as uncharacterized. NCBI's taxonomy places the organism in Eukaryota, Metazoa, Arthropoda, Insecta, Diptera, Drosophilidae. The transcript has 3 exons. The record is from RefSeq and is a predicted model, not a curated record. The coding region runs from base 70 to 1542 and encodes 490 amino acids.
GCCUCGGAUGCAUCUCCAUUUCGACUUCGAUUCCCGUUUCGAGUAGAUGUGGCGCAAGUUUCCACCUGAAUGAAGCUGCCACCGAAGGUAGAAAACGCGUGGAAGCGUUUCUUGGCCAUAAUGUCGCUGCCGGAUUUGCUAGUCCUUGCCUGUUUGUGGGCCAGUGGUUUCUCCCUGGGUUAUUAUGCCAAGUCGGCUUAUGUGUACGACAACCUCUGGCCCCAUUGGUACGCACUGGUGGGCGGGGUCAUGGCCUUGGCUCUGACCUUGGGUUGGACCCUCAGAAAGCACAAGAAGCAGCAAUACAGCUACGAUCACUACUAUAUCAUGUUCUACGGACUGCUGUGCUCGCUGAUGGGAAGCUGCUUCAUGCUGACUAAGCAGUUGGCUGUUAGCUAUUACUUCAUCUUCGUGGGAUUGAGUGUGCAGUACUUGGCCGGAUUCAGUUACGUGAGCCUCCGUUGCGAUGCCUCGGGAUCAAGGCCUUCCAGGAUUGCCCUGGCCAACUCAUUAUAUGCCGGAGGAAUGACCACAGGAUUUGUGAUUUUCAACGAGAUGGAACCGCAACGUUGUGGAUUGAUUGCCCUGGGAAUCAACCUGCUUUUACUCUGCCUCGUCUGCCUCAACGAGUUGCUGCACCAUAUACAUUGCAUUAACUACAAGGAAUCAAGGGAUUUGGUGUUUAAUCUACUGAACGAAGAGAAGAUGGUCUUCCUGCCGCGUCAGGCGAUUCUGGCCCAGUUUGUGGGCAGGACGGAUUACCAGCUGAAGGAUAGCAGGCAGUGGUUGGUGCUGAUCCUGGGAGGAUCCCUGGUGUACCUGCAAAAGAGCUGCCUGCUCUUCUCACCCACAUACAUGCAACUGAUGUGGAGCAGCACAGUGGGUUUUCUGCAGAGAACGCAGCUGUAUAUCCCCUUUGUUCUGUACUCGGGUGGCACCACUUUUGGAGCCCUGCUACUGAUGAGAUACACCCCCAAACUGGUUUACCUACUCUUCGGACUCAUCCAGAUGACCUUGAUAGUGGCAUUGCUGUGCAUCUACAGUGAUGAGCAGACGGAGCAUUGUUUUCUGUUCCUCUGCCUCAUAUAUAUCACCAUGGGCGUGCUUUCCAGUCAGGGAAUCCACUGGCUACUGGAGUGCUCACCCUUUCUGUACACCGAGAUGUCCUUGGCCACUGGAUUCAUCCUGCAACUGGCCGUUCUGGAGAGCUGCAAAUACGAGUCCUACGCCACGGACAACUGGAUAGCCCUGCUCAGUGCCAGUGUGGUGGCACUAGUGCUCACGGCACUUGCCAUCCCGGUUGUCCAGUGGCUCCAGCCGCACUCCGCCAGUCUGGUGGACGUUCGCAAUCGCCUGCUGGGCAUCCGAAGGCAAUCCCUGCCCCCGGAACAGACCCAAUUCUGGCACACCAAUCACUUUCUGGCCCACAACAAGCCCGCCAACCAGCUGGAAUCCGUCCAGCUGGGCAGGAGCAGGGUGUUCCAGCAAUAUCCCAUCAGCGGGAGCGACCUCACCGACAACCCCAAAAACGACAAGUUCUGAUAAUAAAGUGCCGCACUUUAAACUCCCA